Oncorhynchus tshawytscha (Chinook salmon) is the source of this 1637-nucleotide messenger RNA. RefSeq names its product origin recognition complex subunit 5-like. The transcript has 11 exons. Lineage: Eukaryota; Metazoa; Chordata; Actinopteri; Salmoniformes; Salmonidae. The record is from RefSeq and is a predicted model, not a curated record. Bases 104 to 1228 code for a protein of 374 amino acids. Gene Ontology annotation, cellular component: nuclear origin of replication recognition complex; nucleus. Gene Ontology annotation, biological process: DNA replication initiation; DNA replication. Gene Ontology annotation, molecular function: DNA replication origin binding.
GUUUAUUUUGGUGACUUUGUUCAGGUUUUACAUUUUGGCCCACUGGGUAUUUGAGUUUGACACCCCUGACCUAGGUUAUGAGGAUGAAAAGUUGCAGCGCGUGAUGGAGAGAUUGCCUUGCAGAGAUGUCCAGGCGAGCAUGCUGCUGGCGUUGAUGGGAGAGCCAGAGCAAUGCAGCUACCCUUCCAUUUUCAUUUAUGGUCAUCGUGCCACAGGAAAAAGCCAUGUGAUACACACCUUGCUGAAGGAACUGGAGCUUCCCUAUGCCACAGUGAGCUGUGUGGAAUGUGUCUCUGUAGGACUGCUGUUUGAGCAGGUUCUCCUCCCCCUCUUUGGCUCCGACUCUGCCUCCCUACUGUCCCGCAGUCCCUCCCUGUCAGACUUCGUACGAGUCUACAAACAACUGUGUGUCCAGGCCUCGGCCAAGCAGACACGAUACAUUGUGCUGGACCGGGCUGAGCUCCUUAGAGAUAUGGAAGCCAAUCUCCUCCCUGCCUUCUUGCGCCUUCAGGAACUGGUCGAGGACAAUGUGACGGUGAUCCUGCUCAGUGAGAUAGUGUGGGAUAAGUUCCGACCCAACACUGGCUGCUUUGAACCACUGCUGCUCCACUUCCCUGACUACAGUAAAGGGGAGCUGCAGCAGAUCCUGUCUGAGGACAGCCACCCAUCCUACUCCCCAGAGCUCUACUCAGCCUUCAUCAACAUUCUACUGGGAGUCUUCUACUCUGUCUGCAGGGACCUCCGAGAGCUCAGACACCUGGCUGCCCUCAAUUUCUCUAAAUUCAUUGAACCUUUGGAGCAAGGCAAAGUGAAAGAGAGUGACACUCACAAACUGUGGAGGAACAUCGAGCCUCAUCUGAAGAAGGCCAUGCAGACGGUGUACCUGCGAGAGGUGUCCAGUGUGCAGUGGGAGCAACAGCUGCAGAUGGAGGAGAAGGAGGCAGGAGCUGUGAGAGGUCUGUCUGCUCAUGCCCAUGUGGAGUUGCCUUACUACUCCAAGUUCCUGCUGAUAGCUGCAUACCUGGCCUCCUACAACCCUGCUCGCACUGACAAACGCUUCUUCCUCAAGAUCUCCUCCCUGGGGACCCUUCAGCUGUUGAAUCAGGUGGGCCACGAUGACCAGCUGGAUGCGCCCAAGUACAAAUGUGCCGUCUCUCUGGACUUCAUCCUCGCCAUCUCCAGGACUGUGAGCUUUGACAUGGUAAAGUACCUGUAUGACUUCCUCUAGCCGUGGUGGUUUAAGGGAGAGGAAUUCAGCUAGACUCUGAUGGAAUGGAAUGUACUGGUGGACAUUGGACAAACAUGAGCAGAAAGGUGGGAGAUGCCUUGGUUGUCUGGACUCCUCACUGUGUGUGCACUGUGCAGGACCAGAGGACUAUGGAAUCAUUAGGCCUAUGCUUUACUGCCCCCUGAUGACUGACUGGAACCACUGUCAGACACCAGCAUCUGCAGCAUUGUGAAUGUUCUGUGUUGUGAAUGUGCCUAUUGAUUCCCUAGCUACACCUGUUUGAUUGUGGUAAACAAACAAUGGAGAACAUUCAUAUUUUACUGGAUUCACAGGAGCCCUUUGGAUACCUUGGGGUUGUGGUGGACUUUAAUAUUAUUUUUCAAUUAAAUGUCCCUGUUAACAAAGGUUU